AUGCAUUUGAUGGUAGAAUGGUCCAUUAUGUGUUGGAAUGUUAGGGGUCUGGGUAGGAAGGUUAAAGCUCGUGCUAUUAGGAGAUUUGUAGAGGAGAAAAAACCAACUAUCUUAUUUUUGCAAGAAUCCAAAUUGGAAACUGUUAGCACUAUGUUAGGCAGGAAAAUGGGAGGAAAAAUCCUUAAUGGUUUGGCAGUUGUGCCUGCUGUAGGUUCGGCUGGUGGUCUAAUAACAAUGUGGAAUCAGAAGGUGGACUGUCCAGUGUGUUUAGGUGGGGAUUUCAAUGCCUUUUUGACGCAGGAAGAGAAAAGGGGUGGUGAUGUGAAUUUGAUGUCGAUGAAUAUUUUUCGAGAUUUUGUCUCUAAGGCAAAUCUAAUUGAUUUGCCUUUAUUGGGAGGUCAGUUCACGUGGUGUAAUAAUAGAGAAGUUCCCACUUUUGAGAGAUUGGAUCGGUUUUUAGUUGAUAAUAGUUUUUUCUCGCAAUUCCCAAAGAUCAACCAAAAUCUGCAGCCUAGGUCCAUUUCUGAUCAUAAUAUCAUUCUGCUGGAGAAUAGGGAGUGCAAUUGGGGGCCGAAAUCGUUUAGACUGUUUAAUUAUAUGUUGGAGGAGGAAGGGUUUAGUGAACUGUUGACAAAAGAACUGUUCAAUCUGGGUACACAGGAAAACUCGAUACCCAUUUCCAAAAUUCUUAACCGGGUGAAGGAUGUCGCAAAAAAUUGGGCUGGUAAGGGUUUUCUUCAAUUACCAAGUCAAAUCAGAACCUUGGAGUCUGUGAUACAGGAUAUGGAAAUGAAAUUGCAACAAGGGUCUUCUUUGGUGUCAAUGAAUUCUAUUGUUGAAGCAAAGAGAGAAUUAUGGGAGUUAUAA
Messenger RNA from Hibiscus syriacus, 867 nucleotides. RefSeq lists its product as uncharacterized. Bases 1 to 867 code for a protein of 288 amino acids. The record is from RefSeq and is a predicted model, not a curated record. NCBI's taxonomy places the organism in Eukaryota, Viridiplantae, Streptophyta, Magnoliopsida, Malvales, Malvaceae. Gene Ontology annotation, molecular function: catalytic activity. The transcript is spliced from 2 exons.